ACAAAUAAUACAGCCACACAAUUAGGUAUAGUUAGUAGUGUUACUCCAUCAAUGACUGGGCAUGGAUCAGCGGGGUUCGGAUACUGAUAGUCGUUUUUUUCUGGAGACUUUUACCUGUAGAUCUGCCACAACAUGUAGCCAUGAUACAUAUUCCUGGAGAAGAAACAUUGCAAUCAACAAGCGCAGUUUUGACCAAUAAUGCAAAAUUUAACAGGGUUAAUAAAAUUCUUUUAUUGAAGCCGAUCAAAUAAUGAAAGCUAAAGAGGGAAGCGAGACGCAUUUGCAGACAAAAAACGAGAGCACAGCUGCCCGAGAGGGGUAAUGUUCGAAAAAAUGCGGCGACUUACAAAAAGUUUCAAGACCUGAGCAUACUCCCCCCACAACCCCUACAGGUAAUCUAGUGACCGAUGCCCAGAGCAUACUAAAAUUAUGUAGAGAACACUUCUAAAACCUGCUGAAUGGUAGUAAAAGCAUAACACCAGAAGAUGUCGAACCCGAUUCCCCAAUCGGUGACGAUGGAGCAGACGUUCCAUUGCCUGUCCAUGAGAAAGUUCGAAUAGCAAUAGCGAAGCACUGAUAACAAUAUGGUCGGACGAAAGCAUGCCCAACGAUUGGAAUUUAAGUGUGCUCUGCCAAUCUAUAAAAAGGGCGACCCCACAAUCUGCGCCAACUACCGUGGAAAGCCUCUUAAACAUCGCGUAUAAGGUUCUAUAGAGCGUAUUGUGUGAAAGAUUACAGCCCACCGUCAACAAAUUGUUUGGACCUUAUCAAUGUGACUUUAGACGUGGAAAAUCAACAACGGACCAGAUAUUUGCCAAGCGCCAAGUCUUGGAAAAGACCCGUGAAGAGAGAAUCGACACACACCACUUUUUUGUCUAUUCAAAACUGAUUUUGACAACACGAAAAGGAGCAGCAAUUGAGAAGUAAAGUCCUCUCACACACAUCACCUCUUUGUCGUUUUUAAAACGGAUUUUGACAGCACGAAAAGGAGCAGCAAUUGAGAAGUAAAGUCCUCUCUCGACGAACAAAAGCUAAACUCUAUAAGCCACUCAUUAUUCCUGUCCUGUUAUAUGGUGCAGAGGCAUGGACGAUGGCAACAUCUCAUGAGUGGACGUUACGAGUUUUCGAGAGAAAGGUUUUGCGGUAGAUUUAUGGUCCUUUGCGCAUUGGCCACGGCGAAUAUCGCAUUCGAUUGAACGGUGAGCUAUUUUGCGACAUUGACAUAGUUCAGCGAAUUAAGAGACAGCGUCGUCCCUUUGAAUGAAAACACUUCAUCACUGAAAGUAUUCGACGCAGUAACCGCCCGGAGAAGAAGAAGACGACCUCGACUCCGUUGGAAAGAUUGGAGAGGGACCUGGCUGCACUUGGUAUCUUGAAUUGGCACUAAAUUGCUAAAAGAAGAAACGGUUGGCGCGUUGUCGUUAACUCGGCUAUAACCGCGUAAACGGUGUCUACGCCAUUAAGGAAAAAGUAUAUGCUAGUACUUCGAAAAUAUGUUUAAUAUCACAACUGCACAACUUUACCUAAAGAUUAAGAAAGAUAAUGCAUAUAAUAAGUGCUGCAAAAUUAUAAAACCGCUACCUACAGCUUUAUGUUCUUUAACAAAUGAAUUCGUGGCCAUCGAAUCUUUAGUUUGCAUACUAAUGUAUAUGCAUUGUCCUGUCCAAAUAUCAAAUUUUAUUGUUUCAAUUCAAGAAAGGAACAAAACCGCUUUGGAGAAUCGACUAGUACAAAACUGUAAUGCUUAUAUAAUCAAUACAUAUACUUACAUACUUACUUGUAGUAUAAAAGAAAGUCGAUUUUUCUGUCCCUAUGUCCCUUUGUAUGCUUAAAUCUUUAAAACUACGGAACACAUUUUGAUGCAGUUUGUUUUAAUAAAUAGAGUGAUUGAAGAGGAAGGUUUAUAUGUAUAAUAAUAUCCAUUAAAUAGUGGAAAAUUCUGCUAUUUUUGAGUUUUCUAAUAUAAUGUCGUAAAUAAUUAAAUCCGCUAACAUUGCAAACGCAGGCUGAACCCUACGAGAUUUAUAAAAAUAAUGUACUAAGUAUUGUACCCACUGAAAAAGUCUACAGAAAACUCUGCGAUGAUAUACAUAUGUACAUACGUCUAUCUCUUAUGGACAUCCCACAAUAACAUUUUUUUGUCAUUUACUUUUUACGACAAAUAAUGGCUAAUUUUCGGAGCGAUUUUAACCAAUACAGUAUUAAUCGUUAUCAAAUUAAAUACCUUAAAUACAUUGUUGAUUUAAUAUAGAUCUAUAUGACCCUGUACAGCAUUUAAUUUAAAUUAAUAUUUUCGAAGAUAUUACAUAUUUAAAAAUUGCGGGAAGCAGCGUUUGCGGCGGUACCGGCCGGCCGGGGUGGCGGGAGCGUGCCUUCAAACGGAAACGAUGAAGUAUAUGCGUACUAUUUCAAACCGAUCCUUCCUCAAAAAUAAUACAAUUGCUAAAUAUUUGGUAUAGUAGAACAGAACUUUUCGGAAAGUGCAAAAGAACUGCUAGUACGAUGAGGAGUGCCGUGUCGCAGCGGAGAGAAAACAGACUGCCUAUCUCGCAACGUUAGAAUCGUCCACAACACGUGUGGGAUGGGAUAGAUACCGAGAGCUGAAGAGGGAAGCGAGACGCAUUUGCAGACAGAAAAAUAAAGAUGCCGAAAUACGUGGGUACGAAGAGCUUGAUAAGCUGGCCGACAGGGGUAAUGCUCGAAAAUUCUACGAAAAAUUGCGGCGGCCUACAGAAGGUUUCAAGACCGGAGCAUACUCUUGUAGAGCCCCCAAAGGUGAUCUAGUCACCGAUGCCCAGAGCAUACUUAAAUUAUGGAGGGAACACUUCUCCAGCCUGCUGAAUGGCAGUCAACGCACAACGCCAGGAGAAGGCGAACCCGAUUCCCCAAUCGAUGACGAUGGAGCAGACGUUCCAUAACCCGAUCAUGAAGAAGUUCGAAUAGCAAUUGCCCGCCUGAAGAACAACAAAGCGGCAGAUGCCAACGGAUUGCCGGCCGAGCUAUUCAAACACGGCGGCGAAGAACUGAUAAGGAGCAUGCAUCAGCUUCUUUGUAAGAUAUGGUCGGACGAAAGCAUGCCCAACGAUUGGAAUUUAAGUGUGCUAUGCCCAAUCCAUAAAAAAGGAGACCCCACAAUCUGCGCCAACUACCGUGGGAUUAGCCUCCUCAACAUCGCAUAUAAGGUUCUAUCUAGCGUAUUGUGUGAAAGAUUAAAGCCCACCGUCAACAAACUGAUUGGACCUUAUCAGUGUGGCUUUAGACCUAGCAAAUCAACAACCGACCAGAUAUUCACCAUGCGCCAAAUCUUGGAAAAGACCCGUGAAAGGAGAAUCGACACACACCACCUCUUCAUCGAUUUUAAAGCUGCUUUCGACAGCACGAAAAUAAGCUGCCUUUCUGUCGCGAUGUCUGAAUUUGGUAUCCCCGCAAAACUAAUACGGCUGUGUGAUCUGACGUUGAACAACACUAAAAGCUCCGUCAGAAUCGGGAAGGAGAUCUCCGAGCUGUUCGAUACCAAACGAGGUUUUAGACAAGGCGACUCCCUAUCAUGCGAUUUCUUCAAUCUGCUGCUGGAGAAAAUUAUUCGGGCUGCAGAACUUAAUCGAGCAGGUACAAUAUUUUAUAAAAGUGUACAGCUGCUGGCGUAUGCCGAUGAUAUUGAUAUCAUUGGCCUCAACACCCGCGCCGUUAGUUCUGCUUUCUCCAGACUGAACAAGGAAGCAACGCAAAUGGGUAUGGCAGUGAACGAGGGCAAGACGAAAUAUCUCCUGUCAUCAAACAAACAGUCGUCGCACUCGCGACUUGGCUCUCAUGUCACUGUUGACAGUCAUAACUUUGAAGUUGUAGAUAAUUUCGUCUAUCUUGGAACCAGCGUAAACACCACCAACAAUGUCAGCCUGGAAAUCCAACGCAGGAUUACUCUUGCCAACAGGUGCUACUUCGGACUGAGUAGGCAAUUGAAAAGUAAAGUCCUCUCUCGACGAACAAAAGCCAAACUCUAUAAGUCGCCCAUAAUUCCCGUCCUGCUAUAUGGUGCAGAGGCUUGGACGAUGUCAACAACGGAUGAGUCGACGUUGCGAGUUUUCAAGAGAAAAGUUCUGCGAAAGAUUUAUGGUCCUUUGCGCGUUGGCCACGGUGAAUAUCGCAUUCGAUGGAACGAUGAGCUGUACGAGAUAUACGACGACAUUGACAUAGUUCAGCGAAUUAAAAGACAGCGGCUACGCUGGCUAGGUCAGGUUGUCCGGGUGGACGAAAACACUCCAGCUCUGAAAGUAUUCGGCGCAGUACCCGCCGGGGGAAGCAGAGGAAGAGGAAGACCACCACUUCGUUGGAAGGACCAAGAGGAGAAGGACCUGGCUUCGCUUGGAAUAUCCAUUUGGUGCCACGUACACAAUGCAAUGGAUUAUAAUUGGAUCAGUAAUCAGUCGAUAAAUAUUUACCACGUGCAUCCCAAAAGACUGAUGUCACAACUUUGCCAGCCGACUUUUCGUCUUUCCGCGCUUGAAGACCAGUUCAUCACUUUAGUGUGAAAUGAUAGAGCCGUAUUUCUAUUGCCACACACCGACGCAAAAAUUCGGUUUUAUUACGAUUAAAGAGCACUCAAACACUCCUCAGAGUCUGCAAUUCGCUGUUUUUGUUAGAUUAUGAACUUGGUAAAUGGUAAAGCCUUUACGGGUAUUCUAGUUUAAUUAUAAAUUAAAGCGGUACAUUUCGAAUAAUAAUAAAUUAUUAUUAAAAUUAAAUUAUUAUUUACCAAUUUUAAUUUAAAGUUACUCAAGUUUAAAAGAUUUCAUAAAAUUCCGCAGAAUAGAAACAAACUAGUACAAUCUUAUAAUUGUGAAAUGGAUGUUCUUUCCUAAUUUUUAAAGUUGUACAAUUAUUUCAUCAGCUUAAUAAUUCUGCAGCAGAGUAUUAUAGUAAUGAAGUAAAUUUACUUAUACCCAUUACACUGUUUAAAAUCAAAAAUAAAGAAUUUAAUAUCGAUUGCAGAAAAGGGACAAGCCCACAUUUUAUGCAGAUGGUUUGAAAAUUAAAUCCAUAUAUAUUUUUUAAUAAUAGAACGUUUUCUAUCUACAUAUCCAAAAUGUUUAAUAAUAGAGUGGACAAAUAAAUCAACAAUUUCAUAACAUAUUUAUUGGAAGGAUAAUCAUAUUUAAACAUGAAUCGAAGUACGGUGGUACGUUGCCUAUAAUUUCAUAGUCAUCCGAUCUAUGGUUUCGUAAUAACUGUUAAAAUUCCGGAUUUCACAUAUACAAACAUUUGUAUUUGAACAUUAACAUAUUUGUGGGAGCAUUUUAAGUAAAUAAUUAUAAAUAAAAACAGAUUGUUUCGAAGAAUUUUCACAUGUACAAACAUUUGUAUUUGAACAUUAAAUAUUUAUUAAAGCAUUUUAAGCAAAUAAUAGUAGUUUUAAAAUUUGAAUUUUCUUG
Messenger RNA from Bactrocera dorsalis (oriental fruit fly), 5429 nucleotides. It is a transcript of the gene acj6, whose product is annotated as inhibitory POU protein. The record is from RefSeq and is a predicted model, not a curated record. Gene Ontology annotation, molecular function: DNA-binding transcription factor activity, RNA polymerase II-specific; RNA polymerase II cis-regulatory region sequence-specific DNA binding. Bases 3036 to 4529 code for a protein of 497 amino acids. NCBI's taxonomy places the organism in Eukaryota, Metazoa, Arthropoda, Insecta, Diptera, Tephritidae. Gene Ontology annotation, biological process: regulation of transcription by RNA polymerase II. The transcript has 2 exons.